AUAUCCAAAAUGAAUAACAAACGACCUGUUGAACGAGCACUUGCUACUCUACUGCCUACUCACGAAAAUGAAAUGCCCUCUGAGCUGCUCAGACUUGCUCAGUCUCUAUUUGCGCAGUCUCGAAGUUACUCGUCGAGCUUGAAGCCGGAGGAAGAGAUUGCUAGACCUCAUGCUUGCGCUGAGAUAGCUUGCCGACGAUUGGCGCGGACGUUGAAACUCCCACCUCUCCUCGGUCAUCCUCCGUGUCCACCCCGAGUAUACAAGAAACUCUACACAUUUCUCGAGAAAUCCAUUGGAGGCGGAAAUGCAACAGCGAAGAAUAAAUCAGCUCCCUCAACACCACAUAAAGCUUCGUCAAUUCCCAGGAAGGCUGCUGGAGACGAUACUGCGACUUCCCGAACACCAUCGAAGCAGGUCAAUACACCGUCUAAAUGCACACCUCUCGGAAAGAGAGCACUCGAAAAUGAAACUAACAAAACACCCUCGGGGAUGGCCUCGGUAAAACGUGCACGAUUUACCAAAGAGCCGUUACAAUUGCUACAAAAUAUCAAAGAUGCGCCGCAGUUCGUUAUGCCGUCUAUCAGGACAGUCUGCAAAGCCCUCUCAACCCCUGCUCCGCGAAUGACUCUAUGGUCAAGACCGCCUAUUUCACGGACAUUACCUCCUCAUAUUUUUGCAGGUGUCUCGUCGAUUCUACAUUUUAUCUCCAAGAUGACCGAUAAGGAAGUUGAUGAAUUGGAUGAUGAAGCUUUGGAUUUUGUGAACAUUAUACGUUCACCGGAGGAGGAGGAAAAUGAUGAUUUUAAAGAGGUAAUAAUGGCUCUUAUAGUAGCAGUUUAUUUCCUAGUCCUUGCUCGCCGACGCAGUCCUCCUCCACUCAAUACUUCGGCAUCACAUAAAACAUCUACAACUACCCACGACACACCCAAGUCCCCAGCCACAGAAUCCCGAAAAAUGGAUAAGAAGACUUUUACCGAAAUGCGACAGACCGCUCUAUCGAGUCUGGGAUUGCCGGCGACAGAGAAACGCCACGGCGAGGACGUCGAUGCGUGGAUUGAAUUCAUUCAGGUUCAGAAAUGGGCAAAGGGGCAGGAAUGGUUUGAUAAUAUCCCGCUAGCGGGGGAAAGAGAGGAUGAGCUUGAGAAUGGACUAUAUGAUGAUGACGAUGACGAUGAUGCUGCCGAUGGACGUGAUAAACGCAAGACUCAGCGGAUGAAGAGGACGAAUAUAUUUCUACAUGCUGGUAAGGAUGAGGAAGGGCUGUUAUUACCUGGUCUUGGGACGAUGAUGCAAGAUCGAAUUGAUUAUUUGAGUGAGGAUCGGAAGGAGGAUUAUCUAGAGUGGAAGGCGGAUAUCUUGGAGAGGAUUGGGAAGAUGAUGAAGGGAAAGGCCUAG
Molecule: messenger RNA, 1395 nt
Organism: Talaromyces stipitatus ATCC 10500
Lineage: Eukaryota; Fungi; Ascomycota; Eurotiomycetes; Eurotiales; Trichocomaceae
Exons: 2
Coding region: 10-1395 (461 amino acids)
Biological process (GO): DNA replication
Cellular component (GO): nuclear origin of replication recognition complex
Molecular function (GO): DNA binding
Source: RefSeq, a predicted model, not a curated record